AUGUGCCAACGAAAAGAAGCCAAUCCAUCCCUCACUAUCGAUGAACUUUCAGAAGAAUAUGAUUAUGAAUCAAAAACAAUGGCUAACAGAUCAGUGAAGUUCAUACAAUUGGAAGAUGCUCUGAGCAUUUGGACCUGUCAGGAGAAUCUCGGUGCCAAAUACGAAGCCAACAAGAAAGCAUGGAUGACAAGCGAAAUUUUUGGACAUUGGAUAAAGUCUCUAAAUACUAUCAAUCAUCUCAAAUGCAAAAAAAUUCUUGUCUUGGUUGAUAAUGCCACUUCUCAUAUAGUUAAUGAGGAAUUGGAACAUUUAUAUCUUCAAAGUGUUUUGGAAGCCAUGGAUAUUGGAGAACAAAUACCUCAUCUCAACGUCAAGGAAGCAAUUGGAUUUACUUCAGAAGCAUGGAGAAAUCGAAAAACCAAAAUAGUACCAUUAAUCGAGUUGAAUUGGCCAAGUUUGGAUGUACAACAACAUGAAAAUACAAGAAUAGAAAUUGACAUUGAACAACUUAUUUCUAAUAUUUCUAUCAAUAGCAUGCAA
Molecule: messenger RNA, 540 nt
Organism: Ambispora gerdemannii
Lineage: Eukaryota; Fungi; Glomeromycota; Glomeromycetes; Archaeosporales; Ambisporaceae
Source: the annotation of a GenBank genome assembly